This is a messenger RNA of Opisthocomus hoazin, 1092 nucleotides long. NCBI's taxonomy places the organism in Eukaryota, Metazoa, Chordata, Aves, Opisthocomiformes, Opisthocomidae. The record is from RefSeq and is a predicted model, not a curated record.
AUGAAAGCUGAUGCAGGACCAGCAUCUGAGGUCUUUGGUGAGAAGAACAUGGUUCAAGAUCCAAAAAAGGAGUGCCUGUCCAAUGCUGGGAUCGAAAUGCUGCUCCUUACCCUCUUCUGUUUAACUUUUCUGAUCAACAGCAUCAAUGCGGAUUUUUUUUCUGAACUUUUUAAGUUCAGAAAUGAUCAGCAGAGCAGCAAUGCUGUAGAAUACACACAUAUCGAGUGUGGCCUCCGACCAUCUUACGAGUCCUUUCUGCAGACCGGCAAGAGGAUCACAGCGGGGAGAUACGCCAAGGCCGGGGAGUUCCCGUGGCAUGUGAGCAUCCAGACCAACGGGAAACACAUCUGUGGGGGCACCAUGAUCAGCGCGUUUUGGAUUUUAACUGCGGCCCAUUGCUUUGCAGAAAAGGUGCCACCAGAUCUCACUGUUGUAGUGGGGGGAACUGACCUCAGCCUCCCACUGGAAGAGCACAAGCCAGACAGCUUGAUCCUCCACCAAGGCUUUGACAGAAUGAGCAUGCAAAAUGAUAUCGCUCUGAUCCUGCUCAGCUCUCCCAUCGAGUUCAGCAAUGAGAAAAUCCCUAUCUGCUUGCCCUUCAUGUAUGACAUCAACAUCUGGCAGCACUGCUGGGUUGCUGGGUGGGGAACCAGAAGUGCAGCAUCCCACGUGCUGCAGAAAGCUCGGAUGAAGCUCAUCAGCAAGGAGCAGUGCUUGGAGCGGUUCCCGCAGCUGAUGGAGAACGCGCUGUGUGCUAAGCUGGACAAAGGAGAAAGAGGUGCUUGCCAGGUGGACAGCGGGGGACCUCUGGUUUGCAGCUACUGGAACACCAUGAAGUGGUUUCAGGUCGGCAUCGUCAGCUGGGGAGAAGAUUGUGCAGAAAAGCCAAACCAUGAGGUCCUGAUGUCAGUUUACAACUACCGCAGCUGGAUCGAGACUGAGACAGCCUUAAGGGGGAAACCUUUCUUCAUUGAAGGCACGGAUUAUGGUGCAAAGGGCUCGGUGAUUCCUUCUAGGGCUGAGACACAGCUGGUGUUUCUGGAGUGUUCUCUCAUUUUAUUUAUCACUGUAUUAGCUUUUGGAUUAUUCUAG